AUGGAGCACGACAUUGUGCGAAAGUAUUCGGACGAUCGGGUCAAAGUUUCCGGAUGGUCCGAGCGUAUCCAGCAGUAUCCAUACGAUUGUCCCUCGAGCACCGUCGGGCGUGCCGUUUACAGGACCUUCGGAUACACGACCAAACACUUUCUGCCUCGAACGAGCACUCAGGAAAUGGGCGAUGCGGUGUGGAACCGUUAUCUGGAAAAGCGUCGGCGUCAGCAUGCAUCCUCUGCGGACGAAGCGUGUGGCCGUAGAACUUCCACUCGACCCGAGGUCAACCAUUGCCCAUACAUCACCAGCUACCAGAGCGACUUCGUCGAUCGGUUUCCGGCAUUUCGAAAGUUGAUGAUGAUAAAUGCGAGCCGGGAGGGUGAGAAGUAG
Messenger RNA from Anopheles coustani, 384 nucleotides. RefSeq lists its product as uncharacterized. The transcript is spliced from 3 exons. Lineage: Eukaryota; Metazoa; Arthropoda; Insecta; Diptera; Culicidae. The record is from RefSeq and is a predicted model, not a curated record. Bases 1 to 384 code for a protein of 127 amino acids.